AUGAAGUUCACUGGAUUCACCCUUUCCCUGGCUUUGACCGGCAUGAUCUCUGCCGCCGCCAUCCCCGGUCUCCCUGGCGCUGAUGGCGUAGUUGGUGGUGUCAAGGGUGCCGCAGAGGGUAUUGUCACGGACGUUGCUGCUGGCCACCUCAAGCGCCAGCUCGAAGCCGUCCGCCCUGUCACUGAGGGCGUGGCAAGCUCCCUGAACGGAGGCACUGGCAUUGUUGGUAGUGCUGUUGGUACCGUCGAGAGCACUGGCCAAGGUGCGGUUGGCACUGUCGAAAGCACCGUUGCUGGUGCCACACACAUCAAGCGCCAGUUUGCCGAUGGCGACGCUCUUAACCUUCUGACUUAUGAUGACGGUACUGGCAAGCCAACCCUCAAGAAUGUCGACAACGUCGCCGGCCUUAACCUUAAGCGCCAGUUUGAGGUCGUCCAGCCUGUUACCGAAGGCGUUGCUAGCUCGUUGAACGGUGGUACUGGCAUUGUUGGUAGUGCUGUUGGUACCGCCGAGAGCACAGGUCAGGGUGCGGUUGGCACUGCUGAAAGCACUGUUGCCGGUGUGGGACAUGUCAAGCGCCAGCUCGAGGCCGUUCAGCCUGUUACUGAGGCCGUUGCUGGGUCGCUGAACGGUGGCACUGGGAUUGCAGGUAGUGCUGCAGGCACUGUGGAAAGCACUGGCCAGGGUGCGGUUGGCACUGUUGAGAGCACUGUCGCUGGCGUUGGAUCUGUUGCUAAGCGCCAGCUCGGUAACCUCCCCGCUACUGCCUCCCAGACUGGCACUGAUCUCCUUGCUGGCCUCUCUGGAAACCCUAGCGGCAUCUACGGCGCACUUGCCAACCUCCAGAUGCUUAUCAAGGCUGGCAAGAUCUCUCCCAGUGACAUCUCCAAUCUCCCAGCUGCUUUCCAGCGCAUCGUUGCCAACCUUGCCGUCGCAUAA
This is a messenger RNA of Penicillium cataractarum, 939 nucleotides long. RefSeq lists its product as uncharacterized. NCBI's taxonomy places the organism in Eukaryota, Fungi, Ascomycota, Eurotiomycetes, Eurotiales, Aspergillaceae. Bases 1 to 939 code for a protein of 312 amino acids. The transcript has 3 exons. The record is from RefSeq and is a predicted model, not a curated record.